Molecule: messenger RNA, 501 nt
Organism: Pieris macdunnoughi
Lineage: Eukaryota; Metazoa; Arthropoda; Insecta; Lepidoptera; Pieridae
Source: the annotation of a GenBank genome assembly
AUGGAUAAAAUAUUUAAAAUAGACUCAUUUGAAGAGUUUUCAGUUACAUGCGAUAAUAUAUUUACAAAUUUGCUGGACCCAGAGGUUGGAGGCCUGUGUGAGAAUGAACUUAUAGAUUCAGCCAGUAAACAAACGCGUGAUUUAAUACUGUCUUCAUAUGGUAAUAUAGAUAAAUUAUCUACAACUUUGCUAGUCACUGGUUAUGAAACAAACAAAGUAAAAUAUUUUGUGUCUUUAAUAGAAAAGAGUAAAAGUGAAUUACUCUAUUUAAUACUAAUAGAACAAACUUGUAAGCAAGGGGAGACAGUCGCGUCCUUUGAUUGGGUAAUAAAGUUAAUUUGUGGGACAAGUGACUUAAAGACUUUAAAGUACCCGUUGAUGCAACUUACAUUCACCACUUUUCUAAAUGGUUUUAAACAGAAAGAGAGGUUCUUUGAAGUAGACAAAAGUAUACUAGCAAUGUUCAUUGAAGUUUUGGAGAACAUUGAUCUGUCUGUAUGA